Molecule: messenger RNA, 1020 nt
Organism: Aspergillus saccharolyticus JOP 1030-1
Lineage: Eukaryota; Fungi; Ascomycota; Eurotiomycetes; Eurotiales; Aspergillaceae
Product: dimethyladenosine transferase
Exons: 2
Coding region: 11-883 (290 amino acids)
Biological process (GO): rRNA methylation
Cellular component (GO): mitochondrial matrix
Molecular function (GO): rRNA (adenine-N6,N6-)-dimethyltransferase activity
Source: RefSeq, a predicted model, not a curated record
AGACCCUCGAAUGGCUGCUGAAGUCACAAAACGUGUCCAGGGCACGCCCGCCCAGAAUCGCUUGGAUGUCAUACUCGGCGACGUGAUGAAGACGGAACUUCCGUAUUUCGAUGUUUGCAUCAGCAACACUCCCUAUCAGAUCUCUUCUCCACUCACAUUCAAGCUUCUCGCAACCUCGCCAGCUCCCCGAGUCUGCAUUCUAAUGUUUCAACGAGAGUUUGCGCUGAGACUAUUCGCCAAACCGGGCGACAAACUCUACAGUCGACUCUCCGUCAAUGCCCAGAUGUGGGCUAAGAUUGAUCAUAUCAUGAAAGUCGGAAAGAACAACUUCAAACCACCUCCUCUGGUCGAGUCCAGUGUAGUCCGACUGGUCCCCAAAAACCCCAGACCACAAAUCAAUUAUGACGAAUGGGACGGGCUUCUGAGAAUUCUUUUUGUCCGAAAGAACAAGACAAUUCGAUCAAGCUUCCUCGGCAAGUCUACUGUAAUGGACAUGCUGGAAGCCAACUAUCGAACGUGGUGCGCGCAGAACGACAUUCCCGUGGAGGACGGACCAGCGGAUGAGACUGGAGCAGACGCAAUGGACACGGGCAACGUGGCAGAGGAGGACGAGGACGAGGUCGAAGAAGUCAUGGAUUUGGAUGACGAUGACGACGUACCAGACUUCUUCAGAGAGCAAGAAAAUGCUCGUAUACAGGAGGCGCUGAAGGGUCGGUCAAGUCGUAAGAAGAGAGGAAAGGUGGGAGAGCUGGUUCGGGAGAAAGUUCGGCAGGUACUGGAAGAAGAAACAGGCCUCGCAGAUAAGCGUGCCAGGAUGUGUGAUGAGAACGAUUUCCUGAAGCUUUUGUGGGCGUUCAACCAGAAGGGUUUCCAUUUCACCUAAUCCCACAGCUGGCGAGAGGGAUGCGCAUACCCGUCCUUGAAACUUCAUGCUAUAUGCGUACAUAACAUUCCUAAUGAAUCACGAUAGUCGUCAUUGAAAGCCAUCCUCGGGCGACCGAUCUCCAGCCGGACGAAGGU